Molecule: messenger RNA, 1065 nt
Organism: Colletotrichum karsti
Lineage: Eukaryota; Fungi; Ascomycota; Sordariomycetes; Glomerellales; Glomerellaceae
Exons: 3
Coding region: 1-1065 (354 amino acids)
Biological process (GO): positive regulation of transcription by RNA polymerase II
Cellular component (GO): nucleus
Molecular function (GO): DNA-binding transcription factor activity, RNA polymerase II-specific; transcription cis-regulatory region binding; zinc ion binding
Source: RefSeq, a predicted model, not a curated record
AUGGUCCGGAAGAAGAGGAAAUAUGUGCCGAAGGUGAAGGGUUGCUAUGAGUGCUCCCAACGCCGCAUCGACUGUGAUGGGACGAAACCGAGUUGCGCGAAAUGUUCCACGCGCGGCAUUCCAUGUAGUGGCUUUGGUCCGACGUACAAGUUUCUCGAUGGAUUCUCGUCGAGGCGCAAGUCAUCAUCUUCGGUGAACAGGAGCGCUCUCUUGAAAGACGCCCUCGCUCAAUCGUCAUCAGAUGCAUCCUUCCGAGCACGGCUGAACAAGACUCAGAGAGAUGCUGAGAGUGAAAACAUACCCUACGACGAUUGGGACAGACUUUACUGGGAAACCUCGCUUCUGGACUUCGAUGAUGCGGUCCAGCAAGCAGCUUUGGUCGAUGCCUGCUGGCAAAUGAGUCCCUGCAUCAAUGUCAACAACAGUGCCUGCGACGUUGUCGAGAACGAAGAAGUUCAGAAUCAGGGCGAGACGCCUGAAGUUCCUAUACUUCCUGAAAACUCCGGAGAACUCGAGGAGGUCGAUGAGACAGUGUUCUCUCCCUCGACUACAGAAGCCUUGGAUUACAAGGCUAUCCUGAGAUCGGCGACGCCAAUGGACUUGAGCUUGCUCGAGCCGUGGAAAGAAUUUCUGCUGACACAUUUUUCCGACGCCAUUGCACCGCAGAUGGUGGUCGUCGAUGAUUGUUUCAACGGAUGGAGACAUAUGAUCUUGCCUCUCGCCUGGUCUAACGAGAUGGUCAUGGAUGCUGUGAUGGCGGUAUCAGCAUUUCAUAUUUCAGGAAUAAUCUCGGUUCAGUCGUUCGCCAACCCGGAUCGACUGUAUUCUCGUGCUAUCAAACAGCUGCUCAGUCGGAAAGAGCUGGCGGAUUGGGAUGGAGAAACAAGGCAGAUGGUCAUCCUUGCUAUUGUGGUUCUUCUUGUCUCUGUCAUGGUCAAUGGGUUGCCGGACUUUCCUAUUGUGUUUCAAAUGUUGGAAUCAGCCAUUGAAGCCGUGGGAGGGGAGGACAUUCUCGCCGACGGGAGUGAGAUGGGCGGUUUCCUGCUUAGGCAGAUUCGCAAGUAA